Messenger RNA from Egretta garzetta (little egret), 1143 nucleotides. RefSeq names its product UDP-glucuronosyltransferase 1A1-like. The record is from RefSeq and is a predicted model, not a curated record. The transcript has 3 exons. Lineage: Eukaryota; Metazoa; Chordata; Aves; Pelecaniformes; Ardeidae. Gene Ontology annotation, molecular function: UDP-glycosyltransferase activity. Bases 1 to 1143 code for a protein of 380 amino acids.
AUGGCUCAUGUAAGUAAAUACAGUUACUUAGUUUCUGCGGGGGUUUUGGUUUUCCUGUCUCUGUUUUGCUUGGCUGAUGGUGGAAAGCUGUUGGUGGUGCCAAUGGAUGGGAGUCACUGGCUCAGCAUGCGCUCAGUGCUGGUGGCCCUCAGCCAGAAAGAACACAAAAUUGUCGUUGUCGCACCAGAAGUAAAUUUGAAUGUGAAGGCAUCUGAAUAUUACACUCUCAAAACGUAUCCAGUGCCGUUAACUAGGGAAGAACUGGCAGCAAGCAUGCAUUCAUUUGCUAAUGAUCUUUUUGAGAGAAGACCUUUUCUUCAAAGAAUUACUGCGCUUUAUGAAAAAGUUCAAGUCAUCUCUCAUCUCUACGUCUCCUCCUGUACCAGUUUACUGGACAAUAAGGAUCUGAUGCAAUAUCUUGAAGGGAGUAAAUUUGAUGCUCUUCUCACGGAUCCUGUUGUACCAUGUGGACAAAUACUGGCUCUGCAUCUCUCUAUCCCAUCCAUUUUCUUUUUACGAGGACUCCCCUGCAGUUUUGAUUUGCAGGCUACCCAGUGUCCAGACCCCCCUUCCUACGUCCCAAGAACAUUUACAGACAACUCAGACCGCAUGACAUUUAUCCAGCGUGUGGAAAACUUAUUUCUCAAGUCAUUAGAAUACUUUCUUUGCAAUUUUGCCUAUUUGCCAUUUGAACUUCUGGCCUCAGAUGUCCUCCACAGACCAGUAACAAUGAAGGAGCUCUUAAGCCAUGGAUCCAUUUGGCUUAAAAGAAUGGAUUUUGUUUUUGAGUAUCCCAUGCCAGUGAUGCCCAACAUAGUUUUCAUUGGAGGUAUAAACUGUGGAAAGAAAAAGCCAUUCUCUCAGGUCAAUUAUCCGAGACCAUUGAUGCCCAACAUGAUUAUGGUUAGUGGAGUAAACUGUGCUCACAAGAAGCUACCUCAGGCAGGCCUCAGAAGAUUCCACCUUGGUGAUGUCGAUGUGAGAUCUGAGAACAAAAUCAAUCCUAGUGACCCUGAAGGGGCUAUGGUGGCUUGGCAGAUCCUGCUCAAAGGCAGUAGAGCUGCCAAAGCUUUUCUUGUAAAAACAGAUGGGGCUUAUCUGGUACAUCCACCACAUUUACCAACCACCCAUGUACAUUGCUGA